This is a messenger RNA of Aspergillus udagawae, 1929 nucleotides long. RefSeq names its product putative bZIP transcription factor. Gene Ontology annotation, molecular function: DNA-binding transcription factor activity. Lineage: Eukaryota; Fungi; Ascomycota; Eurotiomycetes; Eurotiales; Aspergillaceae. The record is from RefSeq and is a predicted model, not a curated record. The transcript is spliced from 2 exons. Gene Ontology annotation, biological process: regulation of DNA-templated transcription. The coding region runs from base 1 to 1929 and encodes 642 amino acids.
AUGGCGAGAUAUUCUCAACCACCUUUCGACUUUUACCACCAGUCCACAUCAACUAUGGGGACGAAACCCUCAUAUCCGGAAGAGGACGAGAUGAGUGUAUUAGAUGACAAGAUCCUGGACUCUACUUCCCCCGAACUGUCUACCAUUCCCGACCACCGACGUCCUUCAUGUGAUCAUGCGCCAGAUGCGUAUUCGCAUCGGGAAUCUGUCUGGUCGGACUUUUCGCAACCAGUCUCCAGCGGCCAGUCGCGCCACAAUUCUCAAGUCGGCCAUGGUCUUUAUGAUCCCAACCCCAAUCCUUUCAUGCGGGUCGAUGGUGCUCACCCUGCCUCAGCCUAUGGUCAUCAGGCAUCCUGGUCCUUGUCCAGGGAUUCCGGCUCAUGUACCCCAACUGCCAUGUACGAGAACUUCCACCCAGAUCUGGAGAACAAUUCCUCUGCCCCCUUCUCCGGCGGCGCCGUGGGACCAGUGAGCGCCAUCAAUAUUGCGUCCAUGUCGUAUCGACCAGGUAUGGGCUUUGCGCCUCCAGGCGCUAUAGCUAUGUCCCCACAGUCCAGUCAGGGCUGGAUGCCUGCAUCGACGGAUAUGCCCGAUGCGAUCUCGCGCCCCACAAAGAGCCCGACCUAUCGCAACAGCUCGCCGUUGAGUGUUCGGCGGGAUGGUAUUCGGAAGAAGAACGCCCGCUUCGAGAUCCCUGCUGAGCGAACAUUGAGCAAUAUCGACCAGCUGAUCAAUCAAUCGACGAACGAGGAAGAGAUCAAGGAACUGAAGCAGCAGAAGCGUCUGCUCCGAAACCGUCAAGCGGCAUUGGAUUCGCGUCAACGGAAAAAGCUCCACACCGAAAAACUUGAGGAGGAAAAGAAACAUUUCACUCAGGUUAUCAGUGAACUUGAAGAAGCGUUGCAAAAUAUGAAGCUGCGUGAGGCUGAGCUCCUCCGUGAAAAGAGCGAGUGGAUGGCAGCCCAGCAGCAGAUCAACCAGUACAUCGAAGGCCUGCACAUGGAUAAGGAUGAGAUGCUUCGCGUGCACACUCUGGAGACGGCUGAGCUUCGAAAGAAGAACAAUAUUCUCAAAGAGACAGUGGAGAAGCUCGAGAGACAGAUGAGAUCAUCAGCUACCACUAAUCUCAACACCGACUUCUCUGACUUUGAGAAUUUGACCAUGGACAAUGCGCCUUGGGAAGACUUUACCAUGUCCAACGGUCUUCCUCUCGAGGCGGAGGCGACUCCUGCCACUUCCACGAUGCAAUCAUCAGCAAUGGUGAUGUCUACGAACGAUAGGGUCACCGAAAAGAGUACCACAGCCAGUGACUACCCUUUCAGCUGGAAUGCCUUCUACAUGUGUCUGCUCUUUGGCGCGUUCCUUGCUUCAAACGGCCCAUCGCUCUCCUCACGUUCUAUUCCGCAGUUGUCGGAGGAGUACCGCGCUGAGUCUGCCAACGUCCUGAAGGCUGUUCUCGCCGCCUCUCCGCCAGAGCUCGCACAUGUGAACACUCAACAAGCGGUGGCCUCCUCCUCUGCUGUUCCAAUGCCAACGACCAUCAGCGGAGCGGAGAUGGCUCAAAUGGCUACCGGUACUGCUCACUCCAAUCUCGACGAGCUUCACAGCACCCUCGCGAUGCCGACCAAGGAACAGGAGCGAGAGCAGGUCUUCUCGCUCAAUGCUGAACAAUACAAUGCCUUGACCACAUUCGACGAGACUCAUGUCGACUACAAGUCUCAGCCCUCUAAUCUGCAGCAGGCUUUGGCCGCGAUGCGGAACAAUGCCGCUCUAAAUAAACUGCCGAACAAGGCUACAUCCGACGUAUACACCAGAUCGUUGAUGUGGGAUCGCGUUCCCCAGAAGGUGAUUCGCGACUUUCAACGCAUGGUUCAGGAAUAUGGCGCUUCCCCCAUCAAAGAGGAGCAGUCCGGCUUCGGUCAGACCUGA